Molecule: messenger RNA, 2930 nt
Organism: Gadus macrocephalus (Pacific cod)
Lineage: Eukaryota; Metazoa; Chordata; Actinopteri; Gadiformes; Gadidae
Product: calpain-5-like
Exons: 13
Coding region: 248-2209 (653 amino acids)
Biological process (GO): proteolysis
Cellular component (GO): cytoplasm
Molecular function (GO): calcium-dependent cysteine-type endopeptidase activity
Source: RefSeq, a predicted model, not a curated record
CCGGGGAGCAGGACUGGCAGGACCGGUUCCAGAGGCUCCGGUCCUGCGCUGACUGUGUGUGAGUAAGUGGACUCCUUUCACAGGUAGACCGUGUUAAGACUGUUUUGGGAGUGUAGAAUGGUGGUUGUAUGUCCUAUCUUAACAUUGGAAGCUAUCGAGAAAGAUUUAGUUUUUGAUUGAUUUAUAUUUUCUGUCGGCAAAGGGGCGUUGUCAAGCGAACAGUACAGACCUUUCCGCUGGCUGCACCAUGUUCUCCUCCUCCACGCCCUACAAGAACCAGAGCUACGACAAGCUGAAGAGGAGUUGCCUCGAGGACAAAUCCCUGUUCGAGGACCCAGAGUUCCCCACCACCGACAAGUCCUUGUUCUUCCGGAAACCCCUGCCCGGUCGGGUGGAGUGGAAGAGGCCCGGGGAGAUCAGCAGCGAGCCUCACCUGUUCGUAGAAGGCAUCAGCGCGCACGACCUGCACCAGGGCCUUGUGGGUAACUGCUGGUUCGUGGCAGCAUGCUCCUGCCUGGCUCUGAAACCGCAGCUGUGGAAGAAGGUAAUACCCGACCAUGAUGAGCAAGAGUGGGACCCCAAACGGCCCGAGAACUACGCCGGGAUCUUCCACUUUCAGUUCUGGAUCUUCGGGGAAUGGCUCGACGUGGUGGUGGACGACAGACUGCCCACCAUCAACGGGGAACUCAUCUACUGCCACUCCAAACCCAACAACGAGUACUGGAGCGCACUGCUGGAGAAAGCCUACGCCAAGCUGUCCGGGUGCUACGAGUCCCUGGAAGGCGGGAACACGGGGGACGCCAUCGUGGACUUCAGCGGCGCCGUGGCGGAGAGCAUUAGCCUGGAGAAGGAGGCCUUCUACAAGGAGCCGGAGAAGGAGGCAAACCUUUUUGAGGACCUGCUCAAGGUGUUCGAACGGGGAGGCCUCAUCAGCUGCUCUAUCAAGGCGAGUCCAAAUGAAAUCGAGCUGAAGAUGGCCAACGGGCUGGUGAAGGGCCACGCCUACUCUGUGACGGCCGUGAAGAGGGUGCGGUUGGGCCACGGGCUGGUCGCCUACUUCAAGAAUGAGACCAUCCCCCUGAUCCGCAUGAGGAACCCAUGGGGCAAGAUCGAGUGGAGGGGAGACUGGAGUGACAGCUCUGACCAGUGGAAGACGGUGGGGGACAUGGAGCGAGCCAACCUGGGCAUCACGGUGGAGGAUGACGGAGAGUUCUGGAUGGCGUUCACAGACUGGUGUAAGCACUUCUCGGAGGCUGACGUCUGCCGCCUCAUCAACACCUCGGUGGUGAGCCUGCAAAAGACCUGGCACGAAGUGGUGUUUCACGGGAGCUGGACCAAGCACGCCGAGCCGCUGAGGAACCGCUGUGGCGGCUGCGCCAACCACAAAGCUACCUUCCUGCAGAACCCGCAGUACCUGUUUGACGUGACAAAGGAGGAAGACGAGGUUCUGAUCUCCUUGCAGCAGAGGGACAUGAAGAUCCACCGACAGAUCGGCCAGGGGGAGAACCUCUACGUGGGCUUCUGUGUGUUCAAGGUGGAAGAGAACAGAAAAUAUCGCAUGCAUGACGUCCUCACCCAGAAAUGCGUGGAGACGUCCGCGUACAUAAACGCGCGCACCGUGUUCAUGCGCUGCAUGCUCACCAGGGGGCGCUACGUCCUCUUCCCCACCACCUUUAAACCGCAGAUUCUGGGCGAGUAUAUGAUCCGCGUUUUCACCGACGUGGACGCGUUUUGCAGGGAGCUGACUGAGGACAAGCCCAGGACCCGUUGCUGGAGUGCCUUUGUGGGCUACCCCCAGCUGGUCACCCACCUCUACGUGCACGCCGCCGAGGGCCUGGAGAACCAGGACAACCCCGGAGGAGCCGACCCCUACGUCAUCAUCCACUGUGAGGGCCAAUCUGUGAAGUCGGUCAUCCGCAAGGACACGCUGGAACCAGAGUUUGAGACCAUGGCCAUCUUCUACCGGAAGAAUCCAAGGAAACACCUCACUAUACAGGUGAGAUGGUGGAAACACCUCACUAUACAGGUGUGGAACAGCAACCCGGUGCAGGAUGAGUUCAUGGGCCAGGUGGUCCUAGCGGGCGGGGUCAAGGACACCACAGAGCCCCAAAGGCUCAGGCUGAGGAAGAGGGGCCGUCGCAUGGCCGACGAGAUGCCCGGCACCAUCAGCCUGCGCAUCGUCACCUCCACCCAGCUCCUCGACAUGUAACCACGGCAACCGCCGAUGCCCCAGCCCAAUCGGAUCGCCUCACGAUCGUGACAGGGGUGUUAAGUGGGUGUCUGAGAGUGUGUUUAAGGAGAGAGAAAGCAGUUUACAGCAGAUUGUAAAAGCCAGGUACAGUGCUGGGCUGAAUAGGGGUGUUCAAACGAAUGGUCUCUGAUGUUGUUCUGAAGCCCACAGCCACUUACACCGAACAAGUCUGUGCUGUAACCAAGCGUUACACAACGCGUUUACCAAAGUCGUGAUUAAAGAGGAACAAAGAAACAAAUGUUAAACCCCACGGGAUGUUUCUGAUUAGCUCACACACAUGUGCCCUGUUUGCAUAGUGAGUAUAUAUAUAAAUUGAGUAUGACUAUUAUGGGUAGCCGUCUAGAGCUAGCUUUCUGACGGUGAGACAGCCAUUGAAUGUGUAGCAGUUUGACCAAAGGGCUCUUUCUGGAUUAGUUGUUUUGUAAUACAUUUUACAAAAGUAGGCAAUAAACUGAACUAACUAACAACCUGAAUGUCUUUACAUCAAUAUUACCAGACAAAGAUUAAUAACCAUAGAUAUUGCUCAUACUCAUACACUAUAUGCCUAUUCAAUAACAUAUCAAGCUGUUUGUAACUGACUAUGAUAAUGCCAAAGUAUAUGCAUACUUUAUUAUGUAUCACUGUCUAUGGCAAAACGCAAACGUCUUUAAUAGAAUGUGAAUAAAGCCAAUGUUUUCUA